Rotaria socialis is the source of this 1098-nucleotide messenger RNA. NCBI's taxonomy places the organism in Eukaryota, Metazoa, Rotifera, Eurotatoria, Philodinida, Philodinidae. The record is from the annotation of a GenBank genome assembly.
AUGAAUCUCUUAUUAACAACUCUGAAUACAACAACCAUCUCUCCAUCUCAUGAUACAGAUAGUCCACUUUGGAUUGGAUAUCUAUCUGUUGUAAUUGCAGUACUAUUCUUUGGUUCGAAUCUCGUUCCAGCUGGAAAAUAUCCUAUUGGCGAUGGUUUAUCAUUUCAAUUUUUUAUGUGUUGUGGUAUUUGGAUUGUUGGUCUAAUUAUUAAUUUAUUUGUACAAAGUCCUCAAUUUUUCCCGUUAGUUUUAAUAGGCGGAGUAUUAUGGACAACAGGAAAUAUUCUAAGCAUUCUUGUUAUUCGUAUGAAUGGUCUUGGAAUGUCAAUGUUACUUUGGUGUACAACAAAUAUGCUUGUUGGUUGGGCUAGUGGACAUUUUGGUUGGUUUGGUUUAUUACCAGAAAAUGUUGAAAAGCCAAUUCUGAAUUACAUCGGUGUUACAAUUGCUUGUGUAAGUGGUAUUGCAUUUUUAGCAAUACGAACUGUACAACAAGAAGAAAUUGCUGAAAAUCCAGACGAACAACAACCCAUUCUUCAAUCAUCAUCAGUCGAAAACAAACCCAAUGAUACUGUACUAACAGCGAACACUGUUUCAACAUCUAAACCUUUAUCAAUGUGUAUUAUCGGUUGUAUAUUAGCUGCGAUUGCUGGUGUUCUAUUUGGUUUUGUUUUUACACCAAGUACUUAUAUUCAAGAUCAUCCGAACAAAUAUCCAGCGGCAUCGAAAAAUGGUCUUCAUUAUGUAUUUGCAAUGUAUUCUGGUAUAUUUUUUUCGUCCAUGUUUUACUAUGUAGUUUACAUCGCUCUUAAACGUAAUCGCCCGUAUAUUCAUAUUCAAAGCAUAUUGCCAGGUAUUGUGUCCGGUAUUAUGUGGGGUAUUGCACAAGCUGGCUUUCUCGUUGCAAAUAGUAUUCUCAGUCAAGCAAUCUCAUUUCCAUUAGUAACAAUAGGACCUGGCACAAUUGCAAUAGUUUGGUCAAUAUUUUAUUUUAAAGAAAUUUCUGGUCGAAGAAAUUAUUUGAUUAUAAUUAUUGGUACUUUUCUUCGAAUUAUUUCAGCUAUACUGAUUGUACUAUCAAAACCAAUACCACGAUAA